Messenger RNA from Racocetra persica, 582 nucleotides. The record is from the annotation of a GenBank genome assembly. NCBI's taxonomy places the organism in Eukaryota, Fungi, Glomeromycota, Glomeromycetes, Diversisporales, Gigasporaceae.
GUAACUCAUUUAUUUCAAAAAGUAUUUGAUAUAUCUAUUAGCUGUCUUUCAACUGCAAAACAACCUGAACGAGAAAGAUAUGAAAUGAUUAGUAAAAAUUACUUUGCUGUUCGUUUUAAUUGUAAACCACUAUCAGAAACAAAAGAUUGGAUAAUUAGUAAACUAGCACGAACCAUCUUUCGAAAGGGAUUAAUUAAGAAAAACAAAAUUUUUCAGCUUGGAACUUUCCUGAUUCAAAAAUUGUUAUCUGGCAACUAUCAAGUUGUUAAGCCACUACAUGUAUCUCAAGAUUGGUUAGAAAUAGAACUUUUAAAUUUAGAUAUUGAUGAAAGUAAUGAGUCAGAUAUAGAUAAGAUGAAUGAUACUAAACUUUCUAUUACCUCAGCAACCAUAGCAGUACAACUAAAAGACAAAAGCAUUACUAUUGAUCAUAGAAAUCAAAAGAAUUUUCAAGAGGCAAAAUUAUUCUGCAUAUCAAAAGCUACUUCAUAUUUAGGUUCUAUGUCAAACAUGAAAUUAACAUCUAGUCAAAAAGACUAUAAAAAGCCAAAUCAAGAAGUUAAAACUAAUAAAAUAAAAUAA